Helianthus annuus (common sunflower) is the source of this 720-nucleotide messenger RNA. RefSeq lists its product as uncharacterized. The transcript has 3 exons. Bases 331 to 720 code for a protein of 129 amino acids. The record is from RefSeq and is a predicted model, not a curated record. Lineage: Eukaryota; Viridiplantae; Streptophyta; Magnoliopsida; Asterales; Asteraceae.
GAAAACAGUACGAAAUCGGAGGAUUGGUUUCUCAACGCGUUGAACGGAACGACGUCUGGAUUUUCCGAUACGUCGUCGGUGAAUUGUUUGUUAGGUUUAGACGAAGACUUUUCGGUGCCUGAGAAGAAAGAUGUGGAGCAUAAAGGUGUGAUAGGUAAGAAUCCGAAAGGUAAUACUUCUGCUCAGGAUGUUCAUUCGGUACCGGAUUUGGAACGAACUUCUUCGUUUGGAUCGGCUUCUUCGUCUCCGUCGCUGGCUAGUUUACCGCCGAUUAGAGUGCAUGUUGAUGAUAGUCAGAAGGUUGGAGGAAUUGAGGAGCAAUUUGCUCAGAUGAGUGUGCAGCAACAGCACCAGAAGGUUCAGGAGGUUGGGGAUUAUGUUGCUGUUCCUGCUCCGGUGGUUAUUGUUAGCGGUGUGCCUGCUAGUAAUGCGCCGGCGGCGGCCGAGUAUUUGAACCAGCAGCAGAAGCAAUCUGCUGGUUUUGAUUUGGCUUCCACGGAUUCGGUUUCGAGUGAUGGUAGACAAAAACCGGCUAUGAUUUAUCAGGACCAGUUGUUAAAUAUCCAAUCUUCGAACAACAAUCGUGCUUCUGAUCUGAGUAAUAAUGUUUCUGAUCAGAACGUUAGAAUUCAGAUGCAACAACAACAGAUUCCAGAUUCUGCUUACGUAAUGUCGAUGUCGAAUCCCCAAGACCCGUUUUUCGUAUACGGGGUAUUUUAG